GUAAACGAGCCAGACGAAUUGGAAUCACCCGAGGUUCUGGCUCAAUGUGCGUUGAAUGCUCCCGGCCCGUACGGGCGCAUACUGACAGAGAACGGUCUGCCGGACCGACCCCGAUUGACGGCACAACAGAAAAUCUUUCAGCUCUUGUUGGACUGUAUCAGCCAAAUUGCUGAAAAGGAGCAGAGGGACGCGAUUGUGAACUUCCGAGAAACACCAGAUAAUCCAGAAAGCCCAACGAUACUGCAUCGAUUAAUCGCAGCCCACUCGGAUCGAUACGAUCUAACGUGGUCGAUUGAUCAACUGAUGCGCGCGGGAGCCGAUCCCUUAAUUAAGGCUAACUUGCAUGACAACCGCGGCUCUGAGGUAUCUCGAUUGAGCUGUCUUCAACAGGCCGCAUGCUCCAUCGACUUUGUUCGACUGCUACCCAUACUGCUACAGAGCUUGAACAUGAAACAUGUGACCGUUAGGUCGCAUUUAGAAGAACGGUUCUUCUACGCCGGUCGCUCAAUGUGUGUUCGUGAACAGCUUGAUGCACUUUCCCAAUUUGACGGUUUAACUCCAGGGUCCAUUUCGGUUGCAAAAAAUUCAAGUCUGUUGCAUACAAUUACACCCGUACCAGCCACGAGUAUUUUCCUUGUUGACUUGGCCGGUAUUUCAUGUGAAUGCGGACAGUUACAGUGCUGA
Molecule: messenger RNA, 684 nt
Organism: Echinostoma caproni
Lineage: Eukaryota; Metazoa; Platyhelminthes; Trematoda; Plagiorchiida; Echinostomatidae
Source: the annotation of a GenBank genome assembly